Molecule: messenger RNA, 1037 nt
Organism: Belonocnema kinseyi
Lineage: Eukaryota; Metazoa; Arthropoda; Insecta; Hymenoptera; Cynipidae
Product: outer dense fiber protein 3-like
Exons: 4
Coding region: 207-935 (242 amino acids)
Cellular component (GO): cytoskeleton
Source: RefSeq, a predicted model, not a curated record
AUCCAUUUAAUUUACUUGGAACCUUUUAGAAUUUAGGUUUCAAAAACGUGAACUUAGCUGAUUGAUAACUUUACUCUUCAGUUUUUUUUGGUCCUCUACAAAGACGGCGGUCUAACUCAAAAAUAAAUUUUCUAAACAGUAUUUUAUUUUUAUAAUAAAUUGUAUACGUACAUAUUUCAUAAAAUUAUUAAUUACUUGAUACAAACAUGGAGGAGACCGAAAAUAAGCCAAAACAGCAUCAACUCGGCUGUAUGCAUCAUGGACCAGGUCCAGUUUAUCGUCUUCCAACCCUAACUGGAUAUAUUGGACACGACCCUUCUAGACGCAGAGAACCGGCAUAUUCGAUCAAAUCUUUAAAAAGAACAAAUCACUAUGAAGGUGGACCUGGACCCAAAUAUAAUAUCGGAGGUUUAACUAACCGCGGAAUAGAAAAAAAACCAGCUUACACCAUCGGCCUCAAGAAAACCCGUCAAGAUCUAUUUACGGGCCCAAGUCCACUAGAAUAUCAAGCAGAGAAAUGUCCUGCAAUGAAUAGCCGUAGGCCUCCAGCUUACUCUCUUCAAUUUCGAGAAAUGAAAAAAGUUGAAGGAAGUGGACCAGGUCCGAUUUAUUUACUCCCAACGUGUCUUGGUCCGAAUCUGGUUGACAAAAAAGCGCAGGGUGCUUAUUCAAUAGGUAUUCCUACAAAAGGGAAUAAACGGGAAGAACUUCCGGGUCCGGGAGCUUAUAUAACUGAGAAUUACAACGUGGUUAAGCGCAGAUUUCCCGCUUAUAGCAUUACAUCUCGCCCAAAAGAUCUUUCAAUGUGGGAAGGCACUCCUGGUCCUAAAUACGAUACUAAAUUCUACAAUGGAAAACGACCUCCAAUGUAUACCUUUGGCCUGAGACACAGUCCAUGUGCUGGAACGCCUAUGACGGAAAUGGACGAUGAAUAAAUAGACUAAAUCUUAAUCUGGUCUAUAAUAUUUUUGGCUAAUUUCUUUCAACUGAAAACGAAAAAUGUAAUAUAAAACGCCUGAAAGAUUGUGUGAAAAUAA